UUUACUUUACAAGCCAUGAAGUUGAAACUUGGCAACAUCUAAGCGUAGACCGGUUAAUUCUGACAGUUCUCAUUUAUUUUUAAAUGUUUUUAAAUAAUAUUCACUGUAUUUACAGAAAAACUCAAACAUUUUACAAUAUUUCGUGCUCCAAAUUAUAAAGAAUAUUAAAAGAUGCCAAGCCGUUGCUGUGUGCCAGAGUGCAAAAGCAAUUACGAUAGCAGUCUUAAAAAGAAUGAACAACCAGAAAGCACUUUUUUAUUUCCAAAGGAUCCAAAGCUGCGAGAACUUUGGUUACAGUGUAUCCACAGGAAAAAUUUUGUUAUUGGAACAUCAGCGGUAGUAUGUGCCAAACAUUUUUAUUCUGAUGACAUCGAGAGAGUUAGAGAAUGGGUAGAUAAGGAAGGCAACAAACAUGUAGAGAAAUUAACGAAUCCUAAGUUAAAACCUUCUGCAGUUCCUCGCAUUUUUCCAAUUCAGGAUGUUUCUAAAUAAGUGCGAAAAACUUUAAAGGGAAAGGAACAAAAUGCAAAAUUUUGACGCCUGUCAAAAUUUUCAGUGUAUUUUAAAUGCAAUCAUUUUUUCGAAUUCUGAGAAAACUAAUAAGUAUUUUUGAAAAAUUUAAACGCUGAAUGAAAGAUUACUUUAUUACCGAGGGCCGAAAGUCCCUUAGAAUGAAUGAAAGGUUGUUUUUGAAUGAC
This is a messenger RNA of Diabrotica virgifera virgifera (western corn rootworm), 698 nucleotides long. RefSeq names its product THAP domain-containing protein 2-like. The transcript has 2 exons. The record is from RefSeq and is a predicted model, not a curated record. Bases 172 to 492 code for a protein of 106 amino acids. NCBI's taxonomy places the organism in Eukaryota, Metazoa, Arthropoda, Insecta, Coleoptera, Chrysomelidae. Gene Ontology annotation, molecular function: sequence-specific DNA binding.